AUGACGCCAGCAGGAGGUAGAAGGUCUAAGAUUAGACCUCCACGGAAAUCUUUAAUCAGUUCAUCGUAUUCUGAUUCAAGUAGCGCCGACGGAUCUGUUGAUUUUGAGAAAAACUGGGCAGUUUUACAAAAUGCCAUUUCGCAAAUACAAAACAAGAAUGUUUCAAACUUGUCAUAUGAACAACUUUACCGCAAGGCCUAUGUUUUGGUGAUACGAAAGUUUGGUGAAAAAUUAUAUGAUAAUGUGGCAAACUCUGUUACCGAGCAUUUAUUAGCUCAGAGAGCAAUGCUAUUAGCGAUGACAGACAACCCUGAAACAUUUAUUCAGUCGCUUAUACGCGAAUGGGAUGAGCAUCUACAGAGCAUGAAGUUUAUAGGGGAUGUGCUAAUGUACUUGAACCGGGUGUAUGUAAAAGAGCACAAGAGGCUCCUUAUUUAUGAUCUUGGUGUGCAGUUGUUCAAAGACAAUGUAAUAAUGUACAAUGACAAUGAGAUUGGCUCAAGAAUGAUGCUGAUCAUUCUAAAUGAGAUUUUGAAAAGUAGGGAUGGAGUAGCGGUCACUACGAAUAUGUAUAUAACAAAAUUGAUGCAUAUGAUGGAGCUGUUAGCUGAAACUAACGUUUCCUCAGAAGUGCACUAUGGUGAAAAUUACUACCAAACUAUAUUUGAGCCGGCAUUCUUGUCAAGUUCAGAGCAAUACUUUCAAAAUUUGGCAAAAUCUUUUGUAUUGUUAAAUCUGGGAUCCAAAUAUUUACAUGCUGCUUCGCAGUUUAUCAAGGAAGAAGAAAAUAGAAUGAAGCUAUAUCUACCCCAAAGUUCACAUCCAAAGGUAACAAAUCUUAUGAAUAAUAUCCUAAUCAAGGAUAAAAUAGAUCAAGUAAUCCUCUCUCCUACUGAAGGAAUGGAGUACUGGCUCAAUCCGUUAUUGUCAAAUGUCUUUCGCGACAACACCAGUAGUAAUGAAACUCACCACAUUGCGGACUUGAAAAUGUUAUACAAUUUAGUUGGAAGAAUUGAUGAGGAAUACCAGAUUUUGAGACUUCGACUAAAGGAAGCUCUUGUAUCACAGGGAAGUUCAAUUCCUGAAUGGGCGAGAAACUCGUUGGAAUCAGCAAGCUCACAAAAAAAGACUAGUGUAGCAAGCACAGUAUCAUUUGCAACAAAAUGGGUAGAACUGAUUUUGAAGUAUAAGAAGCAGAUGAUGGAUAUGUGGAAUCAGUCUUUUGACCUGGACUUGACAAUUGAACUGACGUUAGCAUAUUCUUUGAGGGAUAUCAUCAACAACAACAACAACAACAGCAGCAGCAGCAAUAACAACUACAAUAAGAGGACAGGUUCCAGUAAUUCCAGUAUAAAUGCUCCAGAAUUAUUGUCUAUCUACAUGGAUUACAACAUCAAGCAAAUAGGUAAAGGAUCAAUUAGUAGUGAACUAAAUACACAACCAGGUGAUGAAGUUGAGAACUUGAUCACCAACUCUAUACAACUUCUUAGGUUCAUCAAGGAUAAAGAUGCCUUUGAAGCAUACUAUGCCAAUCACUUUGCCAAGAGAUUUUUAAAUUCCAAAAACUCCGGAUCUGGAAGCACUUUCAAAGGAAUGGACAUUGAAGAACAGGUAUUAUCAAAAUUGUGUGAGGAAAUGGGAAACACUUCGCUAGACAAGGUUAUCAAAAUGAGCAAAGACAUCAAAAUCUCAAUAGACACGACCAAAGAAUGGAAGAAGCAUUUGACAAAACCUGACAUGAGUAAGUCCAAUUUAGUAGAAUUGGAUUUAAAAAUCUGCAAUGUUGCACUGUGGCCCAAUUCAUUGACUAAGGACUACAAGAAUUUUGUUCCCAGAGAAGAUGGCGCAUCCUUUGUAUGGCCCAGACAGUUGCGAGAAACUAUCUUGGAGUUUGAAGAGUUUUGGUUAGCGGGGAAGAACAACGACAACAAAUCAUUGUAUUGGUCCCCAAAGUAUGGUUCGGUUGAUAUGAGGAUUUCUUACCCUUCCAGAACCUAUGAUAUCAAUAUGUCUGUAUUUGCGGCGAUAAUCAUGCUUUUGUUUGCACCUAGUCUGUCUUUGGAUGGUGAGGAAACGCCGCUGCCCUUUUCUGAAAAUAGGCAAUACUCAUAUACAGAAAUUUUUGAAUUGACAGGUAUACCCGAGCAAGAAUUGAAACGACAUUUGCAAUCGAUAGCAGUGGCUCCCAAACUGAGAUUAUUAGUCAAAGUCCCCAUGUCGAAAGAUAUAAAUGAGAACGAUGUUUUCAAGUUGAAUGACAAGUUUAAAGCACCCACUACCAAGGUCAAGGUUUUAACUGUAUCUAUGUCGUCAUCUGUAUCCAGUACCAAGACCAAAAAGACCAAUGCGGAAGCAGAGUUGGAUGAAGUGAAUGCGCACAUAUUAGAAGCAAGAAAAAUCGAACUCAAUGCUGCAAUUGUUCGGAUUUUGAAAUCAAGGCGGUCAGUAAAACACAAUGAGCUAGUGGAAGGUUUGAUGUCAACCGAAGACAUUUUAGACGUGCUAAACAUUCAACGAGAUGAACAUAAUCCCGUUAAAAAGAGACAAAAAUUGUCGUCUCCUGCAGUAGAUAGUUCCCAGAAACCAUUAACUGGUAUGGCAAGGGAACUAUACAAUUUAGUAGGACCAAACACGCCACCACUUAACUUGGCUCCAGUGCAAAAUACAAAAGAAAGAAAGAGUUUUAGGCCAAGUCCAUGGACAAGACUUGCUUUUGAGCCUACUAAAAAAGGCGGAAUACAGCUAUAUCAUUGGGUAAAAGGUUCAGAGAAUUUACUUAACCUGGAAGAAGAAAUUCUCAAGUCAUAUUAUUUCGAAAAAUUUAACGUUGAAGUUGAUAUACCUCGCUUUGUUGAUGAAACAGCCUACGAUGAUAUAAUGAAACUGUUAGAGCCAAACAACACUACGAGCAGCACGAAUAGUAGUAGUAAUAGUAGAAGUAGUGGUAGUAGUAGUAGUAGCAACAACAACAACAACAACAACAACAACAACAAUAAUACUGGCCCCAUUGACACAAGUGACCAUGUCACAAGCAGCAAUGAGACGGUAGCACAAACGCAAUCCAAAGAUUCUGGCGAAUCAUCACCGCCAAAUGAGAACAAGCCAGAUCAACCCAACAGUAAACUACCAAAAGAAGCAAGAAAAUGGACAUAUGAGGAAACAAAAACACUCUUUGAUCUAUGUCGAACGUUUGAACUUAAAUGGCCAGUGAUACAUGACCGUUUUCCCUCCAGCGAACGUACAACUGAGGAUCUCAAGGACCAUUUUUACAAGGUUUGUGCAAAGAUUUUGGAGACACAAGACUCUAGCAAUCCUACUCUUAUAGAAUCGUUAAAGGCCUACUCAAAAGAAAAAGAAGUGGAACGAAAACAAUACCUUGAGAAUCUUUUACUUCGAACACCAGCAGAAAUUGCCGAAGAAGAGUCGCUCGUGAUUGAGGCUAGGAGGUUUGAGCUUGCAGCAAAGAAGAUGUUAAUGGAAAGAUCUAAUUUGCUUGCUUUAUUGGAUUCACCACAAUCGACACAUAAUGUUGCACAAUAUCAAUCUUCUCAAGGCAUUACCAACCUCUACAAUAACCUAAUGCUUUAUGACAAACAUCAGAAAAAGAAACAGCAAUUGCAAAAGAAUACUGCGCAGGAGCCAGUUCCUCCCGUUAUUCCACUUGCUGCAUCAUCGUCAUUUAAAAGAGACAAGACAUUCCAAACACAGUUACAACAGUACUUGUCAAGCUUAUUGAAACAGAAUUACCAUACAAGCUCAGCAGUGAAACAUGAAGCCAAUGCAAUUCACGAACUUUUGUUGAAAAAGCUUACUCAGAAAGAAGAAGAAGCGUACGGUUUAUACUACCACGGCGUAGGGAAGCUUGUCCCAGGAGUAUCGUUGCGAUCACAGCAGAAAAUGUCCGGAUUGCAGCAAAAACAGUCGGUACUAAAACUGGUGAGUGCACUAUUACAGGAGUUGGAUAUACCGACAGCAGGUGGUAUCGCGAUGAAACCAAUCAUGCCUACCAGAAAGACUAUAGCAAAGUACGACGAAUUAUUAAGAGCUGUUGUUACUUUAUUGGAAGUGAAAAAGGCUAAAGAUAAACUUGAAUCAGAAAUCGCUUUGAUCAAAAGUCAACGUGAAUUACAGUAA
Molecule: messenger RNA, 4134 nt
Organism: Lodderomyces oxycetoniae
Lineage: Eukaryota; Fungi; Ascomycota; Pichiomycetes; Serinales; Debaryomycetaceae
Product: cullin
Exons: 2
Coding region: 1-4134 (1377 amino acids)
Biological process (GO): protein ubiquitination; ubiquitin-dependent protein catabolic process
Cellular component (GO): Cul3-RING ubiquitin ligase complex
Molecular function (GO): ubiquitin protein ligase binding
Source: RefSeq, a predicted model, not a curated record